AUGUUUGACACAAAAAGUAGUGAUUUAAUAAUUAAUGAUUUCAUAAAUGAAGCAGAUGAAUUUAACAAAUUGGAUGAAUCAAGUGAAAGAACGCAACUAUAUCAUGAUGACUUAUAUGACAAUGAUAUAAAAGUAUGUUUACCUGCCAGAAUAGGAUUUUCAAAAUCAUUCAUAUCAAUAAUAGAUGGUAUAAAAUGGGGUUGGGGAUUUACAAAUACACCAAAAGAAGUAUCCAAAUAUUAUAUAAAUGAAAUAUUGUGUGGUUGUAUAUUAUGCUUAACAAUGUUACCUGAAAUGAUAUCUUUUUCUAUGAUAGCUAAAAUUCCACCAUAUAUUGGAUUACAAGGAGCUUCCUUUUUAUGUUUAAUAACAUCUAUUUUUGGAGGUUCUCCUGCAGUUAUUCAUGGAGUAACAGGAGCUUUUGCAUCGGUUUGCUCAAAGUAUUUAAUAGAAAAUGAUCAUAUUGAUUAUUUACCUGAAGGAAUAGAAAAAUUAUAUGUUUGCAUAUUAAUAUGUUCCGUUAUGCUAUUCUUUUUUUCUUUAUUUCAUAUGUCAGCCUUAAUUCAAUUAAUUCCUACACCUGUUUUUAUUGGAUACUGUAAUGGCCUUUCUAUUAUUUUUUUGAUGGCUCAAUUACAUACCUUAAAAAAUCCAUACACCCAUGAAUAUAUUAAGGGAUACUUUUUACUAUUUUUUAUAAUAAUAUGUGCUCUUGUUGUUAUCAUCGUAGAACUUUGGAAAAAAAUACCAAAAGUAGGUCAUAAAAUUCCUUCUACAUUAAUAGCUAUAACAGUUACUAUUUUUGUUGAAUUUGUUAUUCUUAGAAAGAUUUUACAUAACAAUUUUGAGUCAUUUAAAAAUGUUAAGUCAUUUACAGUUGGCGAUAUGUUUUCUUUUACAUUAGACAAAGCAAAACCAACUUUUUUAUUUACAAAUAAGGAAUUAGAUUUUUCAAAAGUUGUUUUUGAUUUAGAUCUUAUUAAGCAAGUCGCAAAUAUGUUCACAGUAUUACUAAUUGAAGUUUUAAUGGUUAGUGAAGUAAUAAAAGAUAUGGGUGGUGCUGAAUGUGACACUAAUGAAACAAUUUUUUCUCUUUUUAUUGGAAAUUUUUUAGCAACAUUAGGAAGUGCAGUAGGUGGUAGUAGUUUGUUGGGAUUAUCAGUUUUAAAUUAUAGAAAUGGAGCAAGAGGUAAGGAGAGUGGAGUUGUUGCAUCUAUUUUAAUAUAUGCCAUAUUGCUUUUUGGUUAUUCUCUAUUAAAUUAUAUUCCGUUAUCUUUUUUAUGUGGAAUUAUGAUAACUGUAUUUAUUCAUUGUUUCAAAUGGUUUUCUAUCCCAAUUGUAUUUUUUACCUUUUGUCCUGGUUAUAUAAGAAAGUGCCAUCCUUGUAUGAGUAGAAAAAUAUCAAGAUGGGAUGCUUUUAUUAUUGUUCUUGUUGUUGUAAGUGUUCCAACUGGAGUUUUCGCAGGAAUUAUUUUAUCCGCUUUGGUAUAUGUAUGGCAAAGUAAAUCAACCUUUAAAUUUGAAAUAUUUUAUGAUAAGGAUACUGAUACUAAAUAUUAUGAAAUUGAAGGUCAUUUAUUUUAUGCUUCUAAAAAAAUGUUUACAAGAUUAUUUAGUUAUGAAAAUGAUAGUCCAACAGUAAAUAUAGUUUUAAAAGGAAAAAGUACCUUAUUUGAUUAUACAGCAAUUGAAGCACUAACAUCUGUUAAGCACAGAUAUAAUAUUAAUAAUAAGCAUGUAACUAUACAUGGUUUAAGUCAUGAAUGUAUAAAAAAAAUAGCAAAGAUGAAUCAUUUAUGUAAACAAAUUGAUGUUGAAUUAGUUAAAGUUGAAACACCAGUUGUUCCAUUACUAUAUAAACCAUUACGAACUAUCUUCCAGAAACAAAAAACAAUAAGAAGAAGAAUGUCAUUAAAAAUGAAAAAAAGAAAAAAAGAAAAUUUAGAUACAAAAAAAUCCCAUGAUGUUGAGCCAUAA
This is a messenger RNA of Plasmodium relictum, 1977 nucleotides long. RefSeq names its product inorganic anion exchanger, inorganic anion antiporter, putative (gene SulP). The transcript is spliced from 6 exons. Bases 1 to 1977 code for a protein of 658 amino acids. Gene Ontology annotation, cellular component: membrane. Lineage: Eukaryota; Apicomplexa; Aconoidasida; Haemosporida; Plasmodiidae. The record is from RefSeq and is a predicted model, not a curated record.